AUUAGCAGCUAGGCAGCUAGCAGCUAAUUUAGCAACAGCCUUGGUUGAGGUUACUGGUGAGGCCAAUUAUUUGUACUAUUUGUCCAGUAAAUAGCCUGUGCUAGCUGCUAAUUCCAAUUUCAGUCAUGUUUAAAAUAAAUUAAUUAAUUAAAUGUAAGUACUUUUCUAUUUAAAAAUGAGUUCAGUAUAAGUAAGCCUAAAAGGAUAGGUUAGCAGGUAGCAUAGUAGCUAGGUUACACUUUCUUUUAUCCUGGGAUUAGCUUGAAGUUUAGUAUUACCGGGAUCAAUUAUCAAUAUUAUCAAUUAAGUUAUUAUAGUUUGUGGUUUGACCUAAUGUGGUUUCCCGAGAAGGAAAAAUGUGGAAAUCACCUGGACUACAAUAUGACUACAAUAUAAUAUUAACUAUGUUAUUCUCCCGUCUAGAAUUUUGUCUCAAGCAAAGUUCACUUCCUUCCGCUUGAUAAGAUAAGCUAGUAGUAUUUUUAUGAUUGUUAGUUUAAAUCCGAUACGAGACUUUUGCGACUUUUGCAGUAGCUGUCAGUCACAUGGCGUGACAUGACACAUAUGCAUGACACAUGGAAGUGCAGUAAAUAUAGCUCCCUGACGAACGCAGUAAAAGACAACAUAUCCACUGGCGUCACGGUUUACUUUAAAAUCCCUUUGUCGUCUUUUAGGCUUUUGCUUCCUCACAUGUGGGCGUGUUUUAUAGCUCAGCCACUUCAAAGUUGCUUCUCAGAAAGUGCGCUCGCUCGCCGGUGACAUUCCCCUUCGCUUUACUCGGUCGGCCCCUGACAGGUGGAACAUUGCGGCCCUCCUUGACUCCGCCCCGCAGCGUUGUGACUGGUGCUUGAGACGAUGAUACCGCAGCCUGACAGCUAUAAAUACCCUGCAGUCAGAUUGUCUAUCAAUGAAGUAGUAAAAGGGGGGCUGAGGAGAAGCGGGUUAGCAGGGGGUCCCUUCUUUUACUUACUGAAUUCCACAAAGGCGACCAACAUGAAAAUCAUCAUCGGCAUUGGAGGCGUGACCAACGGUGGCAAGACCACCCUGACCAACCAACUGCUCAGGACGCUGCCCAACUGCUGCGUGGUGCAUCAGGACGACUUCUUCAAGAAACCCCAUCAAAUAGAAGUCGGGGAGGACGGCUUUAGACAGUGGGAUGUCAUCACGGCCCUGGACAUGGAGGCCAUGGCCAACACGGUGAGAGGCUGGCAGGAGAACCCGGUCAAAUUUGCUCGCUCCCACGGAGUCAGCCUGUCACCCGACACCCGGGAAUGCGACUCUGAGAAGGAUGUUCAUAUCCUCCUGGUGGAGGGCUUCCUGAUCUACAACUACAAGCCCCUCCUUGACGUCUACGACAGAUGCUUCUACAUCUCGCUUCCUUAUGAGGAGUGCAAGAGGAGGAGAAGUACCAGGACCUACACCGUCCCCGACCCGCCCGGCCUCUUUGAGGGCCACGUGUGGCCCAUGUACCUCAAGCACCGCAAAGAAAUGGAGAGCCAUUGUGACAAAAUCGAAUACCUGGACGGAAUGACCUCAAAAGACGACAUCUACAUCCACGUGUUCCAGAGCAUACAGAACGCCCUCCUCAACAACUCAUAGCAGGGCGACCACCCACUGGGAAGAUUUUGUGUAUAGAUCUGUAAAUAAAUCUGGUGAUAAUUGAUGAUACCGUAUGUGCAACAAUGGAUUCUGACGUUCUGGACGUGUAGGAUUUGUAAAUAGUCGUUGAUGUUGACCACAAUCUGUGUUGUGUUUUCUAUGUUCCUGUGUUUUUGUUGUUUUUUUUUGUGGUCUAAGAGAUAAACCGCCUGUGGUUCAGCCCAGGUUGAACAGACAUAAAGGUUGAGAAAGUGAAAGUAAGUAAAA
Doryrhamphus excisus (bluestripe pipefish) is the source of this 1866-nucleotide messenger RNA. Its product is annotated as nicotinamide riboside kinase 2-like. The record is from RefSeq and is a predicted model, not a curated record. NCBI's taxonomy places the organism in Eukaryota, Metazoa, Chordata, Actinopteri, Syngnathiformes, Syngnathidae.